Myotis davidii is the source of this 2195-nucleotide messenger RNA. RefSeq names its product secreted protein acidic and cysteine rich (gene SPARC). The transcript has 10 exons. Gene Ontology annotation, biological process: anatomical structure development. Lineage: Eukaryota; Metazoa; Chordata; Mammalia; Chiroptera; Vespertilionidae. The record is from RefSeq and is a predicted model, not a curated record. Gene Ontology annotation, molecular function: extracellular matrix binding; collagen binding; calcium ion binding. The coding region runs from base 121 to 1032 and encodes 303 amino acids.
AGCUCUGAGUGGUUUCCUGUUGCCCCGCUCUAAACCCCUCCACAUUCCCGCAGACCUUCAGACUGCCGGAGCGCACUCAGCCUGCUGCCUGCCUGCCUGCCACUGAGGGUUCCCAGCACCAUGAAGGCGUGGGUCUUCUUUCUCCUCUGCCUGGCCGGCAGGGCCUUGGCAGCCCCUCAGCAGGAAGCCCUGCCUGAUGAGACAGAGGUGGUGGAGGAAACGGUGGCUGAGGUGUCCGAGGUACCCGUGGGAGCCAACCCCGUCCAGGUGGAAGUAGGAGAAUUUGAGGAAGGUGCCGUGGAAGCUGAGGAGGAGGUGGUGGCUGAAAAUCCCUGCCAGAAUCACCACUGCAAGCACGGCAAGGUGUGCGAGCUGGAUGAGAGCAACACCCCCAUGUGCGUGUGCCAGGACCCCACCAGCUGCCCUGCCCCCAUUGGCGAGUUUGAAAAGGUGUGCAGCAAUGACAACAAGACCUUCGACUCUUCCUGCCACUUCUUUGCCACCAAGUGCACCCUGGAGGGCACCAAGAAGGGCCACAAACUCCACCUGGACUACAUUGGACCCUGCAAAUACAUCCCCCCCUGCCUGGACUCCGAGCUGACCGAGUUCCCCCUGCGCAUGCGAGACUGGCUCAAGAACGUCCUGGUCACACUGUACGAAAGGGAUGAGGACAACAACCUCCUGACCGAGAAGCAGAAGCUGCGGGUGAAGAAGAUCCACGAGAACGAGAAGCGCCUGGAGGCCGGAGACCACCCCGUGGAGCUGCUGGCCCGGGACUUCGAGAAGAACUACAACAUGUACAUCUUCCCGGUGCACUGGCAGUUCGGCCAGCUGGACCAGCACCCCAUCGACGGGUACCUGUCCCACACCGAGCUGGCCCCACUGCGUGCCCCCCUCAUCCCCAUGGAGCACUGCACCACCCGCUUUUUCGAGACCUGUGACCUGGACAACGACAAGUACAUCGCUCUGGAUGAGUGGGCCGGCUGCUUCGGCAUCAAGGAGAAGGAUAUCGACAAGGAUCUGGUGAUCUAAGUCCACACCUCCGUCCGCAGUACCGGAUCCUCUCUCUUUAAACUUCCCCUCCCUGUUUCCCCCCAAAUUUAAAAUGUUUGGAUGGUUUAUUGUUCUGCCUGGGGACAAGGUGCUAAUAUAGAUGUAACUGAACACAUUAACGGUGCUAAAGAUGGAAAUUGUAACCCAAAUCAUGACAUUCUUAGCGGUAACUCUGCCUCUUGCUCACCCACUAACGGUCCCAUUUUUCUCCCCUCAUCGUCUUAGUAGCAAAUGAGUGGGGACUUUGACCUGUUCACAUCUGCCUUCAACACAUCUUGCAUCUUCAGAUUUGCUCUGAGUUUUCUGUUUCAAACUCAUACUCACCAAUCAGAUUCUGUGUCAAUUUUAUUUCGGGGUGUUGGCUGCCGGUGGGGUGGGUGGGGGUCUUCCCCACACGGCCUGAAGGUGGCAAAAGGAAGUAACAGACACGUGACGUCGGCAGGAAUGUUUCUGGGACUAGAGGACCAGGGGUGGGGGAAGUCCUGGAAACCCACCUAGGGAACAGCAGAUAACCAGUCUUGCUUGCCCGGGGCUGUGCAGGGAGAGCCCGGGGCUGUGUUUGAAAGCAUGUAAGCUCUCGCUCAAACGCAGCUCCUCACCAUUCCCCUCGUCUUUCGGUGCCAUCCCCCCCGCCUCGCCCCCCACCUUAGGCUGUUUAUUCAAACUUUUGGGAGCAGUGGACCACCAGUUCUCUGGAUCCACCCAGCCUCUGGGGGUGAAUCACUACAUGCUACAGGGCCUCUCCCCUCCUAGCUGCUGGGAGAGGCAGGACUGGGAUGCUGUUCAGCCAGGCAAGCCAAAAUCAGGAGUGAAGUGUAGAACGUUGGAAAAUAGAAAAAGUGGAGUUAGUGAAUUGGUUUUGUUUUCUGAGGUUGGUUUUUUUUCCUUCUUCUUUUCAUUUUUGGAUGAGGGGGUCUUUCCCUUGGUUUCUAGCAUGUUUCUCCUUUUCUCCCCUCCCCCGUUUUCCGUCUACUAACCAAGAGAAACUUCAAAGUCAAUGGAUGGUCAGAUCUCACAGGCUGAGAACUCGUUCGCCUCCAAGCAUUUCAUGAAAAAGCUGCUUCUUAUUAAUCAUGCAGACUCUUGCCCUGAUGCGGAGUUUGACAAAUCUUUCAAAAUAAAAGUAACGACUUAGAAAUUGC